AUGAAGUAUGAUAGUUUCUUUGCCAGGAGUUUUAGUAAGCAUGAGCAAAAGAAAUUAGGAAUUGGAGCAUUUGUUAGUUGCUUCAUCGUAGUAGUCACCUUUUGUAUUCUCUUCAAGCCUGAAAUUCGUCAUUUUCGAGUUGAAACAGUGAAAAAAGAUGCAGAGCCAAUGUGUAAUGUGUUGGAACCAUUGUCUGAUUACUGUGAGAUAAAGGGGGACAUAAGGGUCCAAGGAAAUUCCUCAACAAUUUUUGUUAUGUCUCAUAGUUUCAAUAUUUCUGCUGAGAACAAUUCAUGGACCAUACAACCUUAUCCAAGAAAAGGCAAUGCAGGGGCAAUGUCAAGUGUUAAAUCUUGGACAAUAAAGUUAGUACAAGACCGCGAAAAUAUCCCAAAAUGCAGUGUGUAUCAUGGCUAUCCUGCACUUCUGUUUUCGCUUGGAGGAUAUUCAGGAAACCAUUUUCAUGAUUUCUCAGAUUUACUCGUCCCAGUCUUUUCAAAUUCGCGGGAUUUUAAUUCAGAGGUGCACUUUCUUGCCACGGAUUAUAAACCAUGGUGGAUAGGUAAGUACAGAACGUUGCUCAACAACAUGUCUAAGAACAAAAUUCUUGACAUUGACAAUGAAAACGAGGUACAUUGCUUUCCUAGUGUGACAGCAGGCCUUAAAUCUCACAAAGAAUUCGGAAUUGAUCCCUCAAAGUUCCCAAAUGGUGUGUCAAUGUGCGAUUUCAGACAGUUCUUGAGGAGCUCCCUUUCUCUAAAAAGAGUUGAGGCCAUCAAGAUGAAGGGCAAUAUUGUUACAAAGCCACGCUUGCUGAUCAUGUCAAGGAAAAAAUCGCGAUCUUUAUUAAAUGAGGGCGAUGUCAAAAAAAUUGCUGAAAAAUUAGGGUACGAGGUUGUCCUAGCUGAAGCUAACCUCAGUACAAAUUUGACAAAAUUCGCGCGAAUUGUUAAUUCUUGUGAUGUGCUAAUGGGAGUUCAUGGUGCCGGAUUAACCAACAUGGUUUUCCUCCCGGACAAUGCAGUUUUAAUUCAGUUAGUACCUUUAGGAGCAAUGGAUCAUUUGGCGAAACGUGAUUUUGGAGAUCCUGCCGGAGAAAUGAACAUAAAAUACCUGGAUUAUAAAAUUAGGGUGAAAGAGAGCUCAUUAGUGGAACAAUAUCCACUUAAUCAUAAGGUUUUCAAAGAUCCAUCAUCAUUUUUUAGGAAAGGAUGGGAUGUAUUUAGAUCAAUUUAUUUGGAUAAACAGAACGUAAAAGUUGAUCUUAAGAGGUUUAGGUCCACUUUGCUAAAAGCUAAAAAGCUUCUAGCCACUUGA
This is a messenger RNA of Capsicum annuum, 1317 nucleotides long. RefSeq names its product alpha-1,3-arabinosyltransferase XAT3-like. NCBI's taxonomy places the organism in Eukaryota, Viridiplantae, Streptophyta, Magnoliopsida, Solanales, Solanaceae. The transcript has 2 exons. The record is from RefSeq and is a predicted model, not a curated record. Gene Ontology annotation, molecular function: glycosyltransferase activity. The coding region runs from base 1 to 1317 and encodes 438 amino acids.